AUGUCGGACGAAGAGCAUCAAUUCGAAUCAAAGGCCGAUGCCGGUGCCUCCAAAACCUACCCUCAGCAGGCCGGUACCAUCCGUAAGAGUGGUCACAUCGUUAUCAAGAAUCGUCCCUGCAAAGUUGUGGAAGUUUCCACAUCUAAGACUGGGAAGCACGGUCACGCAAAGUGUCAUUUUGUUGCUAUUGAUAUCUUCACUGGGAAGAAACUUGAAGAUAUUGUGCCUUCUUCCCAUAAUUGUGAUGUUCCCCAUGUGAAUCGUACUGACUACCAGCUCAUUGAUAUCUCUGAGGAUGGAUUUGUGAGUCUGCUUACUGAGAAUGGCAACACUAAGGAUGAUCUCAAGCUUCCAACCGAUGACAGUCUGCUCACUCAGAUCAAGGAUGGAUUUGCUGAGGGAAAGGACCUUGUUGUGUCUGUGAUGUCUGCUAUGGGUGAGGAGCAGAUCUGUGCCUUGAAGGAUAUUGGUCCCAAGAAUUAG
Molecule: messenger RNA, 483 nt
Organism: Lathyrus sativus (Indian pea)
Lineage: Eukaryota; Viridiplantae; Streptophyta; Magnoliopsida; Fabales; Fabaceae
Source: the annotation of a GenBank genome assembly